AUGACAAAAAUUUUUUCUGUUACUAGGUUCAUCAAGAGUUACAAGAAAUUUGGUGGCCCUCUUGAAAGGUUAGAUGCUGUAGCUAGAGAUGCUGAGCUAGUUGAUAAAUCGGAGACAGAUCUUAGACGUUUGGGAGAACUUGUACAUAAUGGAUGCAUUAAAGCUUUAAAGGACAAUUCAUCUGGACAAGAAAGAGCAGGAGGUAGACUUGGGAAAGUUAAAGGCCCAACAUUCCGAAUCUCAGGAGUGCAGGUGAAUGCAAAGCUAGUCAUCUCUCAUGAAGAAGAGUUGGCACCGUUGCACAAAUCCAUUCCUUCAGAUCCAGAAGAAAGAAAAAGAUAUGUCAUCCCAUGCCACACCAAGGCUGCUCAUUUUGAUAUAGAUUGGGGUAAGGAGGAUGAUUCCAAUCUGUUAAUAGGCAUCUAUGAAUAUGGUUAUGGCAGCUGGGAAAUGAUAAAAAUGGAUCCUGAUCUCAGUUUGACACAGAAGAUUUUGCCUGAUGAUCCAGAUAAGAAACCCCAGGCAAAGCAGUUACAGACGCGUGCAGACUACCUCAUUAAAUUACUGAAUAAAGACCUUGCAAGGAAGGAAGCACAAAGGCUUGCUGGUGCAGGCAAUUCAAAGAGGAGGAAAACAAGAACUAAGAAGAAUAAGGUGAUAAAGGCUGCAAAAAUAAAAGAAGAAAUAAAAAGUGAUUCCUCACCACAACCCUCAGAGAAAUCUGAAGAUGAUGAUGAGGAUAACAAGGAUGACAUUGUUUCAGUGAAACAUCCACAUAAAAAAAUUAAAACAGAAAAAGAAAAUGAAGAAAAGCCUGAGCCAGAUACUGGUAUAAAGAAGGAAGCUGAAGAAAAAAGAGAGACAAAAGAAAAGGAAAAUAAAAGGGAUUUGAAAAGGGAGAAAAAAGAAAAAGAUGAUAAGAAAGAAUUAAAAGAUAUUAAAGAAAAGAGAGAAAACAAAGUAAAAGAAUCCACACAGAAAGAAAAAGAAGUAAAGGAAGAGAAGGUAAAUGAAAUCAAAUCUGAAAAUAAAGAAAAAACUAAAAAAAUUCCAUUGUUGGAUACUCCAGUUCAUAUUACUGCAACUAGUGAACCAGUUCCUAUAUCAGAAGAAUCUGAAGAACUGGAUCAGAAAACUUUUAGUGUGUGCAAAGAAAGAAUGAGGCCUGUCAAAGCAGCAUUGAAACAGCUGGAUCGACCAGAGAAGGGCCUUUCUGAAAGAGAGCAGCUGGAACAUACUAGACAGUGUCUAAUCAAAAUUGGGGAUCACAUUACUGAAUGUCUAAAGGAGUACACAAAUCCUGAACAAAUUAAACAGUGGAGAAAAAAUUUGUGGAUUUUUGUCUCUAAGUUUACAGAAUUUGAUGCCAGAAAGCUGCACAAACUGUAUAAACAUGCAAUCAAAAAACGCCAAGAAUCUCAGCAACACAAUGACCAGAAUAUUAGCAGCAAUGUGAAUACACAUGUAAUUAGAAAUCCAGAUUUGGAAAGACUGAAGGAGAAUACAAACCAUGAUGACAGUAGCAGGGACAGUUAUUCUUCUGACAGACAUUUGUCACAAUACCAUGAUCAUCAUAAGGACAGGCAUCAGGGAGAUGCUUACAAGAAAAGUGACUGUAGGAAAAGGCCCUAUUCAGCCUUCAGCAAUGGCAAAGAUCACAGAGACUGGGAUCACUACAAACAAGAUAGCAGAUACUACAGUGAUAGUAAAUAUAGAAAGUUAGAUGACUACAGGAGCAGAGAUCACAGGUCAAACCUGGAAGGAAGUUUAAAAGACAGCCGGGCUUAUUCAGAUCACCGUUCCCAUUCAGACCAUAGGAUACAUUCAGAUCAGCGUUCCACUUCAGAGUACAGCCAUCAUAAAUCUUCUAGAGAUUACAGGUACCACUCAGACUGGCAAAUGGACCACAGAGCUUCAGGUAGUGGCCCAAGGUCACCAUUAGAUCAAAGGUCUCCUUAUGGUUCAAGAUCUCCCCUAGGACACAGAUCUCCAUUUGAACACUCAUCAGAUCACAAAAGUACACCUGAACAUACAUGGAGUAGCCGGAAAACAUAACAAAGACUGACAUUUUCUGGACCUUCUUUUAGCCAUAUACAGUAAACUAACACAGUAAUUGCCUUACAUGACUUGAAAGAUAUGGACUGGAUACUCUAUCAGUAGCAGUAUUGUUGCUUCUUUCCAGGCUGCAAGGUCUAUUAUCCCAACAGAAGAAAAAUAUUUUUGUAUUUAAAGUUUAUGCUGCACUGUGCUGCAAAUGCUGUGGCACUCUUUUUUAAGAAAUGGAAGAUGUUUACUUUUACAGGGACCUCAACACUGCCCCUUUCAGACUGGAUCUUACUAUAAAACUCUUCGUGUCAAAGUGGGUUUAGGCUGAACACGUUUUAAAUUAUGUUUGUAAAUGAACUUUUAAACACUGACCUGUGCUUGUAUUUCAGGAAGGAAUGAUGAGUUUAUUUUCUUUUGUUUCUUAGUAAAGAACUCUCAAGGACUUUGUUCACUUUCCAAAGCUACUUGUUUACAUUGUACACUGCGACCACCUUGCCGCUUUUCAUCACAAGCUUGAAUAUUUAAAUUCUGUACCUAUAACUGUAAAAUAGUCAGGAUUUCUCCUGUUUGUGAUCAGUUAUAAUGCCUUUUUACAAAACAAACAAAAAAAUAAAACUAAAACAAAACAAAAACAAAGGCUGUAAAUUAUUGUAAAUUAAAUGAACUGUUUUCCCUCUCAGGCUUUUUUUGACUGUUCCUUUCCCCACCAACUCAGGCCUUCUUGUCACAAGUAUGAAACAAAAUCAGUGUACUUACAUGUUUUAAUAAAACAUCUUGAUGGAAUCACUGUUCAGAAUGUAAAAUGGGGAAAGGGAACAUUUUAUUCCAUUUAGUUCUUUUUUUUUUAUUGGAUACUUUAGAUACAUGUUCUGGGUUUUUUGGGUUUUGUUUGUUUUUUGUUGUGGGGUUCUCCCCCCCCCUCCUCUUAAAUUGUCAGUGUUGUGAUUGUUUGUAAUGAAAUGGUAAGAAAUAUCCAGCUAAACUGUGCUCUGGAAAGAUUUUCAGGUACAUUGGUUUUAAAGAAGGGAGUGGUAACUAUCUGAACACUGCAGAAUCCAAAUCAGCCAAAACCUAUUGUAAAUCCAUUUCUGUUCCCUCUUGAACAUGGGCAAUAAUGUCAAAUCUGCUAUGCAGCCAGUUAUUAUUUUAGAAAAUUUGAAUGACUUUAUUGACAGAAUUGUUACAAUGCACACUGAUUGUACAUAGAUAACUUCUAUCUGAAAAAUUAAAUUUAAACUAAAA
This is a messenger RNA of Cariama cristata (Red-legged seriema), 3288 nucleotides long. Its product is annotated as chromodomain-helicase-DNA-binding protein 1-like. The transcript has 13 exons. The coding region runs from base 1 to 2055 and encodes 684 amino acids. NCBI's taxonomy places the organism in Eukaryota, Metazoa, Chordata, Aves, Cariamiformes, Cariamidae. The record is from RefSeq and is a predicted model, not a curated record.